This is a messenger RNA of Prorocentrum cordatum, 1171 nucleotides long. The record is from the annotation of a GenBank genome assembly. Lineage: Eukaryota; Dinophyceae; Prorocentrales; Prorocentraceae.
AUCAGACAUCCACGUGAACAUCCAGGGGGAGCCAGAAGGCACCGAUACCGCUACUCCCUGGACCCCUCCCAGGGUGCGUCAUGACCAGGAUUUCGAGGCGAAUCCAGCGGUGGCGACGAGGGCCUCCCAGGAGGCCCAAAAAGGAGAAAACGGGCGGAAGGUAGCGGUAUGGGUAUUUUCCACUCCCGUGACAUACGCCCACGUCACGCUCGCUGCACCUCAACGCUCCACGCUGGUGCAAGAAAGCAGUCCCUCACUGCCAUUUUUCGGCGGCGCGCCGAGGGUAAAUGCCGAAGGCACGGGGCCUUCAGAGGGCUCGGAAAGGAGGAGGAGGAGGAGGAGGAGGAGGAGGAGAGGAGGAGGAGGAGGGGGAGGAUGGCCUCCCGAGAGGCCCCGCCACCUCGUUGAGAAGGCCUGCCAGCGGUGCUUCGCACUGCUUGGCACUGUUUAUUGCUGGGGAAAAUCAAGCCUCAACGCUGCGCCGUGUUGCUGGGCAUUGCGAGGCAAAAGAAAGGACAUCAAAGUCAUCGACAAGUCAGCAUCCGCAACGCCCGUCAUCAUAAUACGGGCAGAAGUGCUUAGAUGCUGGGUGCCCAUUGCUGUUUGGGCCCCCCCGAUUGCAAUUACUGUUCGGGCCUCACAUCUACUAGAAGACAACAUCACACAAGGCAACUAAACAAUUAUGGCCGCAUUCGGCGCGGCCUGUGUGCCGAGUCUAGGGGGCUCACCUAGGCCAUAACGGUGCAAGGCGGCGAUGGCAGGCUUUAUGGGCCACCUCACGUGGAUGCUUUGCGAAUUACAGUCCGAGCGGGAAGCUGUAACCCCUGCUCUUCAUCAGAACCCUGAGCUAUUCUGCUGCAGCGGCGCAGAAUACUUUCAAAGCGAAGGUGUGCUCGGACAGACUCAACGAGCAAAGUGGAGUGAACCAAGCGGGGCUGCGACCCAAGAGGGAGGUGGCCCAAGUGUCUUGAAUUGCGUUAUCAGGAGACAUUGUGUUCAAAAGCGGUAGGCGCAAAUCACCUCCAAUUCGGUGUGCCAUGAGUCGCGACGCUGCCAUAAUCAGCACCCUCCCGAGAUCAAUCGGAUAGGCGAACACCAAUAGAAACAAAACCACUCUGGUACUCUGCGUCGCGAAACGGGUACAUCAUAUUCUGAGCCGUGCCAACAUGUA